This is a messenger RNA of Paramuricea clavata, 24083 nucleotides long. The record is from the annotation of a GenBank genome assembly. NCBI's taxonomy places the organism in Eukaryota, Metazoa, Cnidaria, Anthozoa, Malacalcyonacea, Plexauridae.
AGCAAAGACUACACUACACGUUUUCUUUCCCUCCAAGGGGGAGCAACUUUACUUGUAUCUCAUCCAGAUCAUGUCCACAAAUUGAUGCACCUCCCCAGUGCCCACCUGGAUACAAUGAAGUGCGGGAGAACUCGACCUGCGGGUUGUAUUGUCGAGAUAUCGUGGGCUACACAUGGCGCUGUCCGUGCAAUGACUGGAUGUCGUGUGCCGUGAAAGAGAGAUACUUGUGGGGAUGUGCCAGUGGCUACUACAGUAGCUUCAGAGUUCGCGAAUGCUCGCAAGGUUUGUUUGUAGUGUGUUAUCGACCGACCCACCAACCCACUGACUGACCGACCAACCCACCGACUGACCCACCAACCCACUGAAUGACCGACCAACCCACCGACUGACCCACCAACCCACUGAAUGACCGACCAACCCACCGACUGACUGACUGACCGACCGACCGACUGAUCCACCGUCUGACCGUCCAACCCACUGACCGUCCAACUCACUGACUGACCGUCCAACCCACUGACUGAUUGUCCAACCCACUGGCUAACUGACAAGCCAGCUGAUGGACAAACAGACUAACUAACCAACAUACAACCAGCCGACGGAACAACCAACCAAUCCACUGGCUAACUGACAGGCCAGCUGAUGGACCGCCUGACUGAAUGACCAACGAACUGACUGGCCAGUCAACCUACCAACCUACCUACAGUCUUGCAUCACUGACUGACAAAACACAUUCAUGUUUUAAUAAGUAAUCUGGACUUUGUUUAUGAAUGACUUUGCAACUUGCCUACGUUCAUUUCUAGUUUUGAAUACAAAGUGAUGUGAGCUAUAUUUAUUUUAUCUUCUUCAGACGUAAGGCCUGGUCGCUGUCCUAACAAUGGAAGCCAAGGAUCUCAGAAUUGUAACAGUGACGCAAAUUGUCCGAAUAGCGAAAAAUGCUGUAACUCAAAGUGUACAAAACCCCUCUCACUAGGUAAGUAUGAUUCUACUUUGUGUCUUUGUUCUUACGGGAUAGUUCUUCUGUCCAUACAGCUCCUGUAAUGUAAGGAUCACCUUUUAUUGAUCCAGCGUUACUACAGAAGGAAAACUAAACUAACUUUAUUUAUACUUUAGAUAGCUCUAUCAAUUCUAAACUGUUCUUCCUAGAGAUCCUGCAAGGGUCAUCUCUCAUUGAUCUAGUGUUACUACAGGAGGAAACCUAAACUAAACUAACAUUAUUAAUACUGGAUAUCUCUAUCAGUUCUAAACUGUUCUUCAUAGCGAUCCAGUAAGGAUCAUCUCUUAUUGAUUUAGUAUUACUACAGGAGGAAACCUAAACUAAACUAUACUUUAUUAACACUAGAUAGCUCUAUCAGUUCUGAACUGUUUUUCCUAGAGAUCCUGUUUUUCCUAGUGAUCCAGUGUUACUACAGGAGGAAACCUGAACUAAACUAAAUACUGAAUAGUUCUAUCAAGUUAAACAGCCCUUCAUUCAAUUUUAUAUUCAAAUUAUAUCUAGACACUCAUCCGUGCCGGCAAAACAACGGUGGUUGCGACCAGCUAUGUUUUGGGGUACCUGGUGGACACAAAUGUGGCUGCAAGAAUGGCUUUUAUUAUGAUGAAAGUCAAUCUAAAUGUGUCCUCGAUACAAGACCUACAACCGUUCCACCAUCAUCAUCACCAUCACCACCUAGUCAAGGUAAGCUGAAUUUUUGUUGAAGGAUUUCGUUGAUGGAAAUUUCGUGUGUGAAUUUUAAACGUACAAUCAUUUAUUUGGGCCUAACCAGGAGGAAUUCAAUUGCGAAAAAUGCAACUACAGGCCCUCUGGCAAGAAUCGAACCUGAUUGUUACCACAGGAGGAAACCUAAACUUAACUAACUUUAUUUAUACUAGAUAGCUCUGUCAGUUCUAAACUGUUCUUCCUAGAGGUCCAGUAAGGAUCAUCUCUUAUUGAUCCAGUGUUACUACAGGAGGAAACCUAAACUAAACUAACUUUAUUUAUACUGGAUAGCUCUAUCAGUUCUAAACUGUUCUCCCUAGAGACCCAGUAAGGAUCACCUCUUAUUGAUCUAGUGUUACUACAGGAGGAAACCUAAACUUAACUAACUUUAUUUAUACUAGAUAGCUCUAUCAGUUCUAAACUGUUCUUCCUAGAGGUCCAGUAAGGAUCAUCUCUUAUUGAUCCAGUGUUACUACAGGAGGAAACCUAAACUAAACUAACUUUAUUUGUACUGGAUAGCUCUAUCAGUUCUAAACUGUUCUUCCUAGAGGUCCAGUAAGGAUCAUCUCUUAUUGAUCCAGUGUUACUACAGGAGGAAACCUAAACUAAACUAACUUUAUUUAAACUGGAUAGUUCUAUCAGUUCUAAACUGUUCUUCCUAGAGGUCCAGUAAGGAUCAUCUCUUAUUGAUCCAGUGUUACUACAGGAGGAAACCUAAACUAAACUAACUUUAUUUAAACUGGAUAGUUCUAUCAGUUCUAAACUGUUCUUCCUAGAGGUCCAGUAAGGAUCAUCUCUUAUUGACCCAGUGUUACUACAGGAGGAAACCUAAACUUAACUAACUUUAUUUAUACUAGAUAGCUUUAUCAGUUCUAAACUGUUCUCCCUAAAGUUCCAGUGAGGAUCAACUCUUAUUGAUCUAGUGUGAUCUUUCAUUGAUCCAGGGAUCAUAUUCAUCUCUUAUUAAGAUCCAGUGAUCUUAUUCAUCUCUUAUUGAUCCAGUGAUCCAGGAAACCUAAACUAAACUAACUUUAUUUAUACUAGAUAGCUCUAUUAGUUUUAAACUGUUCUUCCUAGAGUUUACAGUAAGGAAAUUCCGAUCACUGGGCAUGACUAGAUGGCAUUACGGCUUUUGAGGCCAUCGUCAAUAAACGAAAUGGAAUUUGUGUAAUAAAUUUAUGUAACUUUGUUUAGGUUGCAGGCCACAUCCAGCACCUGAGCACGGCUCGGUCACGUGUGAUGGUGACCCUGUGCCACAGUGGGGAGAAUGUAAUUUCACAUGUGACCCAGGGUACGAAUUAAUAGGAUGGUCCUGGGAUAUAUGUUAUAAUGGUAAAUGGAUUGAUGAUACACCGACAUGCAAUAGUAAGUGGUACUAAACUAAUUCAUACUGGAUAACUCUAUCUGUUCUAAACUGUUCUCCCUAGAGGUCCAGUAAGGAUCAUCUUUUGUUGACCCAGUGUUCUACAGAAGGAAACCUAAACUAAACUAACUUUAUUUAUACUGGAUAACUCUAUCAGUUCUAAAUUGUUCUCCCUCCAAUUUUUCUACAGGAGGAAGCCUAAAUUAAACUAACUUUAUUUAUACUGGAUAACUCUAUCAGUUCUAAACUGUUCUCCCUAAAGAUCGAGUAUAAGGAUUAUUUCUUAUUGAUCCAGUGUUACUACAGAAGGAACCUAAACUAAACUAACUCUAUCAGUUCUAAACUGUUUUCCCUAGAGGUCCAGUAAGGAUCACCUCUUAUUGUAGUCUUAAACUCCGCAUAAAACCGGAAACACCCCUCUCAUAUUUUGUUCCUUGUGAUGAACCACCAUUUCUUUUUUCUUUUAGUAAGCACCAAACCGACAUUCUCUCAUUGUCCCAAAGAUACAUACGUUCCCACAGACCCAGGAAGAAGUUACGCAAUGGUCCAUUGGACAGUUCCUACAGCCACAGACAGUGAUGGAGCGAAUCUAACAGUUGUCAUUACGCCCACUGCCUUUUCUCCCCCAGCGAAAUUGGACAUUGGAUGGCACUAUGUUUAUUUAACCGCGUCGGACAAAUUUGGAGAAUAUGUAUAUUGCUAUUUUUAUUUUAUAGUCGAAGGUUAGUUUUCUUCAUUGCGCUACGCCCAAUUUGUGCUCGAGACUUGGCCAGCGAGUCGGUUGUUUGGUGAGUCAGUAAGCCCGUCUGCCCGUCCAGUAAUGAGACUUCGGUGGCACAAUUGUCAGCAAGCGGCUUUCACCUCUGAGAUCGUGGGUUCGAUUCUCGCUACGGACUCAUGACACUCAUGUGAAAAGAGUCAGUCAACGCUCUAUCGAAAGUCGUGGGUUUUCUUCGGGUACUCCGGUUUCCUCCCACAGGAAAUGUUGACAGGGUGGGUUGGGAUUAUCCCCCUAACUGACCCUUCCACCAUAGCUGUGCUCCGUGAUCAGACAUGCCUCAUAAGGUGCCUGCCAGGAGCGCCCUUGGAAUGCCUUGAGCAGUUGGGCUUGAUGAGGUUGAGCUGCGUCCCUCGUAAUUCAGCUUGGCUCUCAGCUGCAACUGAGGAUGAUUAGCACACCCCACACUCCACUUAUUUACUAAGUGCCUCGGAUCAAUGCAUGAUUCCAGCUAUAUAGACGAAAUUUUGAACUAGACAAGGAGAACGAAAUCCAUUACCGUAGCUGGAAAGAACAUCUUAAAAUGAGUACAACUGCAAAGUUUGGUUGCGAGUUGUUGUAAAAUGAGGAAGAUACAAAUUUUGAAAAUAUUUGCAUUACGCAGGGGGAAGAUAAGGUUAUUUAUACUGCGCGUAAUACAAAUAUAUACAAAAUUUGCGAACUCCACAGGGCUUUCUUCAUUUUACAACAUUUAGCAACCAAUCUUUGCAGUUUUACUCAUUCUAAGACGCUCUUUCUAGUUGUGGUGUUGGAUUUCGUUCUUCUUGCCUUGAUCAAAAUUUAGUCUAUGGCUGCAUGGAAUCAUCCAUUAGGCGACACACCCGGUAUAAUCGAGUAGUGUCGGUUAACCGAGUCAAAUCCGAGCCCGAGUCAAGUCCGAGCCCGAGUCAAAUGUCCGAGUCAUUGUUUAAUCGAUGGUCUUUGCAGUUCAAUGACUUAGUACCCUAAUCCUAACCAUAAUCCCACUCCUAACUUACCCUAACCCUAUUCAACUGUGAAUUUUAUUCAAUUUCGGAGUUUGUCGGUUACUGGCCGACUCAAAUCUGAGGUUCGAGUCAAAUGUCCGAGUCACUGUUUAACUUUCUUUGUCGAUAAAAUGACUUAGUACCCUAAACCUACUCCUAACCCUAUUCGACUGUGAAUUUUCUUCACUUUCGUCUUUUUUUUUACGCGACUCGGGCAUUUGACUCGGGCUCGGGACUGACUCGGACUUGACUCGGUAAAUGGAUUUACUCCGGUAUAAUCGAUUCCUGCCCGAGGGACUAUAGUUGCAUUUUUCCUAACAGCUCCUGGUUAGUUCAAAUAAAUAAAUAAAUAUAUAUAUACAUUUUCACUCGAUACUUUCUAUGGUAAUUAUAAUGAACUGAUCAGUAUACAGUAGGUUGGUGGCGAGCCCCGACACUAAAUAUUUAUCAUGAUUAUUUAACAAUUAUUCGCCGAAGGCGAGGUGAUUAUCGGUGAUUAUUUCAUGAUUGACUCGGUUUUCUUUGACGUACCGCGGGCUUUAUCUACCAUAAAGCCCUUGAAUACCAUAAAGCCUAAUUAGUCCAGAAAUAAGGGAGAAAACUAGAAAAAUACUUGUCGAAAUCGAAAAAAAAGAAUAAAACUUUGUUAGAAAACCUCUUCAAUCAUGAAAUAAGUCAGUUAAAUACCUCGAAUGUCGGGCUUUAUGCUAUAUAAAGCCCUCGAACGCUUCGCGUUCUCGGGGCUGUAUAUAGCAUAAAGCCCUCCUUCUCGGUAUUUAACUCUCAGUACAUAAAAACCGAGACAAAGUCGAGGUUUUUAUUCACGAUAAUCUCCGAGCCUGAGGUGAAUAAUUGUUUUAGUAUAAUUUCAUAGGUGAUUAUUUGGAAAAAAUAAGAAAAUACACAUUUCUCCAUCAUUUAAUUGACAAAAAGGCUUCGGCCGCCAUUUUGAAAAUCGCUUAGGUGAUUAUCGUGUAAUAAUCACCUCAACGGCAACCAAUCAGCGUGGAGAAUUUUCAAUAAUCACCUCUGUAAUUAUACUAAUUAUUAUUAUUACAGAUCGAGAGCCGCCGAGCUUUGGUUCAAGCUGUCCAGAUAACAUCACAUUAUACACAGAAAAUGAUUUUGCUAUCCGCUUGCCUUCUUCUAUGAAGACGCCAGCAGCCACAGACAAUGUAAAACCACCCAAUGUUUAUAUUACGGGCUUUCCUUAUGACUCGUUUUUCCGUGUUGGUACCACCAUGGUCAAUCAUACUGCCGUUGAUGCUGCAGGCUUGUCUGCAAGUUGUAUUUAUUUUGUCACUGUUGUCGGUAAGUAAUGUAUUGUUAGUAUUAUAACAAAGAUUGGGGUCCAGUGUAGGUAGUAUUCUAUAAUAAGCUGUCGUGGUUUGUGUCUGAACUACCUGAAAAAGAUAUCUCAAACGUGGUGGUCCAGUGUAGGUAGUAUUCUACAAUAAGCUGUCGUGGUUUGUGUCUGAACUACCUGAAAAAAGAUAUCUCAAACGUGGUGGUCUAGUGUUGGUAGUAUUCUGCAAUAAGCUGCCGUGGUUUGUGUGUGAACUACCUGAAAAAGAUAUAUCGAACGUGGUGGUCCAGUGUAGGUAGUAUUCUACAAUAAGCUGCCGUGGUUUGUGUGUGAACUACCUGAAAAAGUUAUCUCAAACAUGGUGGUCCAGUGUAGGUAGUAUUCUACAAUAAGCUGCUGUCGUUUUUUCUGAACUACCUGAAAAGAUAUCUCAAACGUGCAUGGUGGUCCAGUGUAGGUAGUAUUCUACAAUAAGCUGCUGUGGGUUUUUUCUGAACUACCUGAAAAAGAUAUCUCAAACGUGGUGGUCCAAUGACCCAAGUUGACUUUAGUUUUUCUUAACACCAAUUCAAUUCUGACGUGUUUCCUUAAACCUCUUUCCAGACGUUUGCCUCGGUGUGUCGUGUACACACGGUUCGAAAUGCGUCCUGGACACUACAUCUGGGACCUCUCACAUGUGUGCCUGCAACUCUAUAUGCCCGCAGAAUCACGACCCUGUUUGCGGGUCAGAUGGUCAGACUUACAGUAACGAAUGUCUCAUGAAUGUGUCACGCUGUACGACGCAACGAGCAAUCACGGUUGUCAGAAGAGGAAAUUGCAGAGGAGGUAAUUAUUAUUUUUGUCGCCUGCACCCAGCGUUCAGUGCUGUAGAACUGAAAUUAGAGAGUUUGAGCAAGACAACGAAUCCGGACGACGACGACGUGGUUGACAUUUUUUGCCUGCCUUGCACAUUACCUUGCGCAUUCUGAGUUUAGGGUCAGGGGUGAAGACAGAUUAGAGAUUCAUGUCUAGCUGUUUGUGAAUGCUGACCCAAUCGUUACCCUGAUCAGGACAAAACAGUGAGACAUGAAUCCAUAUCCCGUCUUCGUUCUUCUGCCUUCGUUCACAACGAAUAUUUUGGCAAAAUUCGUUGUGUACUUCGUUCCGAACGAAGGCAGAAGGACAAAGACGGGAUAUAGUUUCAUGUCUCGCUGUUUCUUUUCUGGGUCAGGGCAAGAAUUAGGGUCAGUAUUCAUAAACAGCGACACAUGGGAAGACACGUUGUUGUCAAGUACGCCUUCGUCUUCGUUGUCUUGCUCAAACUUUCUAUUCUAACAAGGGGGACUCUUGCAGGGACUUGGCCCCUCAAGUCGACAUGAGAUUUUAACAGCUGGAGAGGGGGGUCUACACCCCUGAGUCCGUUCUAUGACAUAGUGAGCUCUCUAUAUAUAGAUGAGUCAUGUCUUCAGUCAUUCGACCGAUAUGAGGAAAUUGAAGCCAAGAUGGCGGAACACCGCGGAAAAACGUCUGCGCAUGCACCAAAUUAUGAAAAUAUGGCGGGGAAUUUGAAUAUCAAUUUCUAAAACAAAAACAUGCUUAUUAAUUGGUCAAAAAUUAGUAAAACAAGCGAGAAAAUAUGGCAAAUGGGUAGACUAGAUAUUAAUUGAAAGCGUCCUGGCAUUUAAAGUAUGGAAUGAAAUAUAAUUCAUGUAAAAAAUUGUUGAUUUUAACGGACACGACUUCGAAAAUUUUUGCAAAAUUAUUCAAAACAAAAAUUCAAACUAAAAAGUUAAGAAAACUCUCGAAAAGUUAAGCUUCUUAAUCCACUCAAAUUGUAGAAUAAAUCCUAAAGUUUAAUUAUUGUGAACACGAAAAUUUUUUAUAUUUGGCGACACAGUUUUUUUUAAAGAAAUGUAUCUCAAACGAAAAUUCGGAAAUUGUCGUUGCUUAGUUGAUAAACAAAAUGUUUCAGACGAUAAAUUUGUCAACAAUCACCUUUAGUUGAUGUUCUUGUACAAUACAAUUUCUUGAACCAUCUGGCUGAAUUUAUUCCUAGUUUUUAGAAUGACAUGUUUAUUUUUGCGCUCGAAAUCUGGCUGUAAAGACGCACAAUGAAGUCACUCCAUUUUACCGCCAUUUUGAGCCUUCGGAAACGUUCGGAACAGCUUCUCAUCAAGUUCGCAAUACUAUUACAGGUAAGGUUGACGCAUGCGUAGUCGUUUUUCUGCGGUGUUAGAUGGCGGUAACUGAGGUCCAGUUCUUAUAUCGUCAGAACAAGCGCCAUUCACCUUUGAAAUUGUGGGUUCCAUUCUCGGGAAUGUUGACGGGGUGGGUUGGGAUUAUCCCCCUUACUGACCCUUCCACCGUAGCUGUUCUCCGUGAUCAGACAUGACUCAUAAUAAGGUGGCUGCCAGAGGCGCCCUUAGAAAGCCUUCGACUCGAUCAGGUUGAGCUGCGUACUUCAGCAGUGCAGCUUAGCUAUCAGCAAGGGUGGGUUGACUACAGAAUAUUUGUAGUUCGCUAUAUACUACAGCUACUUCAAAAAUAUGUAGUCAGCUACAACUACUGCUACUUAUGAACAAAGGUAGUUCGCUACUACAUGACUACAGUUAUUGCUUAAAAAAUGUAGCGAACUAUUUCGCUACCCUAUAUUUUUUAGUUUUACUGUAUUUGGAGUAUCUACUAACUCGGGCUGUAAUGUAACCUAUAACAAAUCGACUUACGAGUGGCAACAGUAAACACAAAGCAACAUUUUUGUAAGCGCUACAGUGUUCAGGAGUGCAAAUUGACUAUUGAGGAUCGAUUUUAAGCAAACAAUGUUUCAAUAUCAUGCUAUCCUAUCAAGUUGCUAACAAUUUUAAAAGUAGCGAAUAGCGAUUCGCUGUUUGAAAAGUAGUCAACUACUUGGCUACUUUUAGGCAAAAUGUAGUUCGCUAUAACUACAGCUACUUCGCUACUACCCACCCUUGGCUAUCAGCUGCAAGUAAGGACGACUACUACAUACUCUACUUACCUAAUUAUACAUUAUUUCAGACGAGGAUUGCAACACAAAAACAUGCACGAACGGAGAAACGUGUUCAGUUGUUGCGGGUAAAGCCCAGUGUUCGUGCAUCUUUGCGUGUUCCGAGGUUAAUGAUCCAGUCUGUGGCUCUGACAUAAAGACUUACAACAAUGAAUGCAAGAUGCGUGCAACUGCUUGCAGAACAAAGACAAACAUCACUCUUCAUGUGAAGGGAAAAUGCGGUUAGUUUGUUCACAGUUAGAAAUAAUUCAAUUUUAUACUGGAUAGUGGUUAGUUCUAUCAGUUCUAAACUGUUCUCCCUAUAGGUCCAGUAAGGAUCAUCUCUUAUUGAUCCAGUGUUGCUACAAGAGGAAACCUAAACUAACUUAGUUAAGUUUUCUUAAUUCUGGAUAGCUCUAUCAGUUCUAAACUGUUCUUCCUAGAGGUCCAGUAAGGAUUAUCUCUUAUUGAUCCAGUGUUACUACAGGAGGAAACCGAAACUAAACUAACUUUAUUUAUACUGGAUAGCUCUAUCAGUUCUAAACUGCUCUCCCUAGAAGUCCAGUAUGGAUGAUUCGUUAUUGGUCCAGUGUGAAUACAAGAUGAAACCUAAUCUAAACUAACUUUUAGGACAGCUUUAUCAGUUUUUAGGGUCAUCCCUUAUUGGUUCACCGUUUGUCCAGCUUUCAUUUAAUAAUCCCAUUCAAUUCAGCAAGACAAAAUGAUCCAUGCAGGCUAGUCCCAUUUGUCGAACUUGUCCCAAUAGGCUGAUUAACACUAUCAACGUUUCUGUGAUCACAGUAGGAAUUUUGCAUCGGUAAAUUCUACGUUUUGAAAGAUUUCUAAGAAAUCUUUGAGGGAACUGAUUUGGUGUUUAACAGUGUAACAGUUCCCUCAAGCAUUUCUUACAAAUCCUUCAAGACGUAGAAUUUACGUAUGCAAUAUUCCUAUUGUGAUCACAGAAACUUUGAUACUGUAGUGUGAACCAGUCUUAUGAUUUGGUCACAAGAGUUACCCAAAUCAUACAAACCAGGCUUUACCAUGAUGAUAUAAGAAAACAUGACAUUUAUUUUUACACUUUCUCUUUCAGACGACUGCAAACCAUUGAGAUGUGAGUAUGGAUCAACAUGCGAGGUUGUGAAUGGCGAAGCAAAAUGUGAAUGUGAUUUCCCAUGUUCUGGUAGCUCGACUCAAGUUUGUGGCUCAGAUGGAGUAACUUAUGCACAUAAAUGCGCCUUGCAGAAAGAACAAUGCGCUGAGCGGAGAGUGAUCAGUGUCAUUAAGGAUGGACCAUGCGGUAAGUUGGUUAUGUAAUCCAUGAGAUUAAAACUCAUUCAGACGAGACUGGGCGUAUUUGGAAACAUACGCAGAUUGUCGGAUGUGUUUACAUGGGAUUUCGUACAGGAUUUCAUGCGUUUACAAGGCUCAACCCUAAAUGUGCUGUGCUGUGCUGCGCUGCGCUGUGCUGCGCUGUGCUGCGCUGUGCUGCGCUGUGCUGCGCUGCGCUGUGCUGUGCUGCGCUGCGCUGUGCUGCGCUUUGUGGCUGGACUGUGCUGUGCUGUGCCGCGCUGUACUGUACUGUACUGUACUGUACUGUACUGUACUGUACUGUACUGUACUGUACUGUACUGUACUGUACUGUACUGUACUGUACUGUAAUGUACUGUAAUGUACUGUACUGUACUGUACUGUACUGUACUGUACUGUACUGUACUGUACUGUACUGUACUGUACUGUACUGUACUGUACUGUACUGUUAAAACUACAUAAUUAUUACAUAUUUAAGAGUAUUUACAUUUCUAAAAACGUACUUAUUUACUGUUUAUCUUUAAAAUACUUUGAGGCAAAAACGAAUUCUUAAAACGUUCAGUUCUACAAACAUAAUUAUGAUAUUUACAUAUUGGUCUUAGAUCGUAUCCAGAUAAAAUUGUUUGUGGUAAAAGAUCUUUGAGUUUUUCAUUGUCGAUAUUCUUCUCAAAGAAAUGUUCGCAUAACCUUUCACGGCGAUCCCUCAGCGACGUGAUGUUGGUCGUCAUCUUGUCAACAAUAUUGAACAGUAUUAUUGAGCCUGAAUCGGGUGUAACAAUAUUGUUCAAUAUUGUUGACAACUGUGAACAAUGUGGGCAUUGUUCAAGCCUGUUUUCAUCAACCAUUGCAACAACCUGAUCGUUUUUAGCCGUGUACCAUAUUGUACUUACGUCCACUGCACCGUACUCCAAAUAAUGUAUUGUACUGCACAGCACGUCCUCGAUGUCAAUAUUAGAAGAACAUUUCCCUUUGCUUUUCAAAGUUACAUCUAUGCUAUUUCUUCAAUGAUAUGUAGGCUGUCCUGAGUUGCUCCUGGAAGCAGAGGAUUUCAAAAAAUCAAGCAAAAUAGCGUGUGAUAGCUCCCUGAAAUGUAAAAUAACAUGCAAGGAUAACUACAAUGCAGCGAUUCCAGAUUUCCUAGUGUUACAAUGUUAUAACAAUAAAUGGAUACGCCAAAACAGUGUUGAAAAAUAUGUCACCCUUGCGGACGUGAAUCCUCCAAGAUGCUACAGUAAGUUCAAGAAGAGUUUCUAUUAUAAUCUUGCUGUAUGAAGAGAGCUCCCAGCUUGAUUCAACAAAACAAGUUUGUCCAGUUAUACUAGUUUCCUCCUGUACAAGGAGGACAGGUUGGAACUGAUAGAGCUAUCCAGCAUAAAUAAAGUUAGUUUAGUUUAGGUUUCUUCCUGUAGUAACACUGGAUCAAUAAGAGAUAUCCUUACUGAACCUCUAUAGGGAGAACAGUUUAGAACUGAUAGAGCUGUCCAGCAUAUAUAAAGUUAGUUUAGUUUAGAUUUCCUCCUGUAGUAACACUGGAUCAAUAAGAGAUGAUCCUUACUGGACCUCUAGGCAGAAUAGUUCAGAACUGAUAGAGCUAUCCAUGCAGUAUAAAUAAAGUUAGUUUAGUUUAGGUUUCUUCCUAUAGUAACACUGGAUCAAUAAGAGAUGAUCCUUACUGGACCUUUAGGAAGGACAGUUUAGAACUGAUAGAGCGUAUUCAGUAUAAAUAAAGUUAGUUUGGUUUAUUACCUCUUGUCAGUGGUAAUACUGGAUCAAUAAGAGCUAAUCUUUACUUGACUUCCAGGGGGAACAGUUUAGAACUGAUGUCUAGUAUAUACAUCGUUUUCUAAAGUAUUGUCUACUAUUAAUAUUAACUUAUUUAAAUAUUCGUUUUUCAGUGUCAAACAAUCCAACAGGUUCAGACUGUCCAAGCGGUUCUAUGUUGACGUACAGAGGCAAAUGUGGUAAUUAACUCCUAUAAUAAAACAAUAACUAAGCAUUAAAAAACUUUUAUGUCUAUGUAAUUGUACAAUUCUUCUAGUUUACAGAAGCAUAGAAUGGCACAAUAAUAACUAAGCAUUAGAUAACUACACACCUAGUUAUCGUUGUUCUAAUUCACAGUAAACUAGAACAGUGCCACCGCUUAUCCCUACUAACGCCAGUUUUCUAUUUCAAUCGUAACGUAACGUAAUAAUAAAUAAUAAUAAUACAGUUUUAGGAGCAUCCUACAGAGUCUCGAUGCUCUUACAAGGAUCAAAUCUUAUAAUUUAUAUUAUAUUAUAUUAUAUUAUAUUAUAUUAUAUUAUAUUACAUGUAUGCAAUUACUGAAAUAUAUAAAAACUUGCUAUCUAGUCAAAGUAUUUCCUAAAAAGAUGUGUCUUUACUAAGCCUUUAAAAAUACUUAAUGAACUUGAGAGACGAAUAUAAUCAGGUAGAGAGUUCCACAGCUUAGGAGCACUCACUUGGAAUGCUCUCUCACCAUACGUCUUAGUGUUUGAUUGCGGAACAGCUUGUAAAUUCUGUGAUGUUGAUCUCAAAGUACGUUUAGGCUUAUAAACGUCUAAAAGUUCUGUUAUACAGGGUGUAUCAAAAAAAACUGAACAGAUUUGAAAUUGCUCUCAAUUUCGCACCGAUUUGUAUCCGGUUUUUUAUAGAUAUAGCUUCGUUGGGUACUUAUAAUGUAGAAUAAUGAAAAAAAUUUCUUGAACUCAAAUAUUGUGAACCAGGGGGGUGUGUCUUUUCCAACAAAAUAAAAAUGGCUUGCGCACAAAAUUUAAAAGCUGUAAUCAUAUUUUGAGUUAAUAGAUGGAAAAUUUGUCGGGUUUUUAAUUACUGUACAAAAUUUCAGACAAUUUGGUUUAGGUUAAGCCGUUUAACUAUUCACGCAAAGUUACAUUUUUCCUAAAAAUCAGCUAUUUGCAUGCUUAAUUAAUGCAUUUGCCUAAUUUGCAUAUGUUAGCAAUAUGCAAAUUAGGUAAAUGCAUUAAUUAAGCAUGCGAAAGGCUGAUUUUUUAGAAUAAAAUGAAUAGUUAAGCGGCUUAAACUAAACCAAAUUGUCUGAAAUUUUGUACACUGGGUAAUCAAAAACCAAACAAAGUUUCCAUCUAUUAACUCAAAAUAUGAUUAAAGCUUUUAAAUUUUGUGCGCAAGCCAUUUUUAGUUUGUUGGAAAAGACACCCCCCCCCUGGUUUACCAAAUUUGAGUUUGAGAAUUUUUUUUCAUUAUUCUACAUUAUAAGUACCCAAAGAAGCUAUAUAUAUAAAAAACGGGAUACAAAUAGGUGUUUUGCGAAAUUGAGAGCGAUUUCAAAUCUGUUCAGUUUUUUUUUAUACACCCUGUAUAGUCCGGUGCUUGGUUAUUAAGGGCCUUGUAAGUAAUAAGCAGAAUCUUAAAAUCUAUUCUGGCCCUUAUAGGCAGCCAAUGAAGUUGUUUCAAUAUCGGGGUGACGUGAUCAUAUUUCUUUCCUCCGACUACAAGUCUUGCAGCAGCGUUCUGUAUACGUUGUAGUUUGUCAAUUUCUACAGCUAGUAGCCCAAACAGAAUACCGUAGAAAAUGCUACCAUUUUCUUUUGUGUCGAAGUUAUUAGUUCCACUCUAGUGCUCAGGAAACAAAGAAAUACGCUACGUUUCGGUACGAUACGAUUGAAGUGGAAAACUGGCUGUCAACCUCUGUCAAAUGUAACCAUGCAUUAAUAUAUAUUACCAAAUCUAUUUUCCUCUCUAGUGCCAUGCCCCCCAGGCAGUUCGUAUGACGCAAGUAAAAAAUCAUGUGUGCCGUGUAAAGUGACGAUGUACCAGGAGGAGUCUGGAAAAACCUCGUGCAAGAAAUGUUCAUCAGGAAAGACCUCUACAACCACAGGAGCUGAGAACUGCUACUUUGAUCAUGGUAUAAUUUUUUUUUUUUAAUUUUUUUAUUUUUUAUUUUCCCAUGUAUAAAAAUCUACUUAAAAUAUAUUACAAUAAUUUGAAGAUGUUGGGCUAGAGACCUACUAGAAAUCUUCAUAGACUUUUUAUUUUAGGUCUCUAGUAUUAUGAAUAUUUAUAAUUUUUGGAAGCAAAAGUUGCAGAUACGGCUAGCACUUUGCCUCCCCCCCCCCCCUGAGUUAAUCCUGGUACGGUAGGUCGAGGAAUUACGGGAACCACUGAGUAUUUUGAUAAAAUACAAAACAAUAGAUACUCCGAAAAUUGAAAGCAUUUUGAAAAAUUUAAUGACGAAGUUAAUAACAUUAAAUGUUCAGUAACAGAUUUAAUAUUUACUAACACUAAGAUAAUAGAUAAAUCCGAUCACUGGUCGUUGAUACUUUAUCAAGAGUCUAUUGCUAUUAAUAGAAUGAAACCGUCCCUAAACCAUGGAACUAAAGCCUCUAAAGAUCUGUUAAUAUUUAACUAAUCGUAUCUUGUUACUUCACUAUAUAUACUUGUACAUAUGCAAUAUCAUAAUCAUUCAUUUCCUGAUGAUGACUAUAGUUUAGUCGAAACGUCGAAAUAAAUUUUUCAAAAUGCUUUUAAUUUUCGGAGUAUCUAUUGUUUUGUAGGUCGAGGAUUGGGUAUAUUUACUUAGGGUGGUGUUAGACUUGGUUAGCGUAAUAUAUUUACACAGUUUCUUUACUGUUUAUUGCUAGGCAAAAAUGCUGUCGAAAUGACGUUUGGGAAAAAACGAUCUGAAGUAAGUAGAAAAGUUAAUAUGAAUUAUCAUAUACUGUUAUUCAGGAUAAAAGAAGUUAGUUAGUUGGUUUAGGUUUCUUCCUGUAGUAACAAUGGAUCAAUAAGAGAUGAUUCUUACUAGACCUCUAGGAAGAACAGUUUAGAACUGAUAGAGCUAUCCAGUAUAAGUAAAGUUAGUUUAGUUUAGGUUUCCUCCUGUAGUAACACUGGAUCAAUAAGAGAUGAUCCUUACUAGAUCUCUAGGAAGAACAGUUUAGAACUGAUAGAGCUAUCCAGUAUAAAGAAAGUUAGUUUAGUUUAGGUUUCCUCCUGUAGUAACACUGGAUCAAUAAGAGAUGGUCUUUACUGAACCUGUAGGAAGAACAGUUUAGAACUGAUAGAGCUAUCCAGUAUAAAUAAAGUUAGUUUAGUUUAUAGGUUUCCUCCUGUAGUAACACUGGAUCAAUAAGAGAUGAUCCUUACUAGAUCUCUAGGAAGAACAGUUUAGAACUGAUAGAGUUAUUCAGCAUAAAUAAAGUUAGUUUAUAGUUUAGGUUUCCUACUGUAGUAACACUGGAUCAAUAAGAGAUGAUCCUUACUGGACCUCUAGGAAGAACAGUAUAGAACUGAUAGAGUUAUUCAGUAUAAAUUAAGUUAGUUUAGUUUAGGUUUCCUCCUGUAGUAACACUGGAUCAAUAAGAGAUGAUCCUUACUGGACCUGUAGGAAGAACAGUGUAGAACUGAUAGAGCUAUCUAGUAUAAAUUAUAAAGUUAGUUUAGUUUAGGUUUCUUCCUGUAUAGUAACACUAAAUUAAUAUGAGAUAUAUCUUACUGGACCUCUAGGGAGAACAGUUUAGAACUGAUCACAGCUAUCCAGCAUAAUAUACUCAUAGAAAAACUGUGUAAUAUAAUCAUGGUAUAAUAUUUUCUUUAUCUAAAUUAAGGUUACUGAAGACAAAAUUCGCAAUGAUAUUGCCGAUGGCUUGACAAUCAUUUGCAAGACAACAAACUGUAGUUUUGAUGAUAACACAGCCAGGUACGGUUCGUAUCGUUAAACAAGUUAUCAAUGGACCGAUACCCCAAUUAACCAAAAUUUUGAAUUCAACAAGUCUAGACAAAAAUUUCAUCACAGCUUGAAAGAACAUCACAAAAUUAGUAAUAUUCCAAAGUUUCGUUUUAAAAUGUUGUAAAAUGCGGAUAAUAUAGCCUUGCGAAGUUUGCAAUUUUCAGUCAUUUCAGAUUACAAACGGGAAAUGGUUACCACUUCCUUGAAAUUACAAACUUCGCAAGGCUAUAUAUUAUCCGCAUUUUACAACAUUUCGCAACGAAACUUUGGAAUAUUUCUAAUUUUGUGAUGCUCUUUCAUGCUGUGAUGAAAUUUUGUCUAGACUUGUUGAGUUCAAAUUUUGGUUAAUUGGGGAUUGGUCCAUUUUUGAAAACCAUAUAGUAUUCUUUAAUUAAAUCAAGGAUUUCUCGAUUUCUCACUCCAAAUGUAUAUGAAGUUCAUUUAACACAGUUACUUAAGGUGGCGACACCAAUAUUCGAUGUUCAAAGGAUGGAAAUUAUGGCCGAUUCAGACUACACAACUUUUUCCUAAAACUGUCGCAUGCAACCUGCUUACAACUUGAGCUGUACUGUGUAAAUCAAGCACACAACUCGCCUGAGACAACGUAGACAAGUUUUGUCCUUGAUUUACACAGUACAACUCAUGUUGUAAGCAGAUUGCAUGAGACAGUUUUAGGCGAAAGUUGUGUAAAGCUACGUUUACACGCUGCGAUUUGUCGGGCCGAUUUUGGUAAAUAAUCGAUGCCCCUUCUUCGACAUUUAGCGAUUUAAACGUUCAAUUCAAGCUGUCCGCUCUCUCGUCUGUUUAUAUUAUAGUUUUCUGCGUGCGAAAAGUUUUCAACAAUUUUACAACGGAAGAAAAAUCGUUGAAUCGUGAGAAAAAUCUGUGUUUUGUUACAGAUUUUUCUCCCGAUUUUGUGAAUCGCAAGGUGCUGACGCGAGUACUCACGACAGGUUAUUUACAUACAGCGAGCAAAAUCGGCCCGACAAAUCGCAGCGUGUAAACGUACCUUUUAACGGGUUUUUUAGUCAUUUACGAAAGAAUGCCGAACUAAAAAAUGUUGCAAAAACCUGGCAGGGAGCUGAGGGAGGGGGAUGUCCUGAAUUUGAAAGAAUAAUCUGUGAUGAUUGACUAUUUUUCUUUUGCAGUCGUAAAAGACGCGAAGCAGACAACUAUAAGUUCCUAGCCACACAUAUUAUCGUACUGAAGGUGGUGGACAGCUCAAAUAGCGUCGACACAGUGGUUGAAAUUUUUGUCCUCGACCCUACCUCGACCUCUCCUCUACCAGAUAAAGCAUUCUCCUCCGAAAAUCUCAAGAACUUGGUUGUGAUAAUGCAACAAAGAGGCGGCCUUUUGCCAUAUACACUGAAGUCUGUAGACAAGGUGAACCCUCCACAAGCCAGUAGUAAAAAAGAGCCCACUUCAAAGGCACCGGUCAUCGCUGGAGUCAUAAUUGCUGUUCUUGUACUCAUUGGUCUCGUCUUUGCCAUCUUGAUGUAUAUUCGACGCCGCAAGAAUAAAAAGUAAUUUUCUCUCAUUUUCAACUUUGAGAUAUGUUAUGGCAUGGAUAAUAAAAUAAAUGGAUAGGAAACUAGCUGACGUGAUCUAAUGUUUUCAAUGGGCUGAUGGCGUGGUUGGAUGUUGAAACCUAGUUGCAAACCAAAUUCUCAAAAACGGCAUGUUUAGCAAUAAUACAGCUAAACAUUUUAGUCAAAGAGCAAAUAAAUAUGACUACGCCAUUCUACGAUGAAAUCUCUAAGUAUUCCCAGUCAAUUUUAGCAAAUAUUAGCACUAAACAGUGAAAAAUGCAUCGCAAAUUUCGUUAAAAUUGGGGACGCCAAUUUCGUAGCUACAAAUGUAAAAAAAUACAAUACAAAGACGAAAAACAUUUACCUUGAAUACUUUGUCGUGGCUUAGGCAUGUUUUUAAAACAAUUAGACCAGUUUAUGCUUCAAUAUUACUCUUUUAAAGCAGAAAAUAUAGCGAAAACUUUGCAAUACGCGUGGCGUCACGGAUUGCAACCAGGUUGUUUUUGCUUACGUCAGCUAGAGUCCUAUCCAUUUAUUUUAUUAUCCAUGGUUAUAGUAAACAAUGGUCCGUGAAACACCUUCCAAAUCGAAUCCUAUAAAUUGCAUUUCAAACGUACCAUUUUUGCGCGCAAACCAUUCCUAAAGGCCGUUUUCCACACUAGGCGGAAUUUUCCGCGCGGAGCGGAAUUUAUCUUUGUCUUGUGAUUUCUCGGGUGGAACCAGCCUAGACACUAGGCUUUUUCCGGCGCGGCCGUCUCAUUUUAUGACGUCACAGAGAUGUCCAGUCUUCUUGCGUUAAAAUGGAGAGUAAAAAUCGGAAGGCAUAGUGUCUAGGCUGGGGUGGAACUAAUUGGAAAAGACAAAGAGGAAUUCCUCUCCGCGCGCAAAAUUCUGCCUGGUGGAAAAGGCCUUUAAGUGGUUUUGAAACCAAUCUCAAAUGUUGUAUGACGGAACUUUCUCUAAGCCGCAUUUUAGUAAUUCUGUAUUUGAAUAAAUUAGACCAUAUAGGCUCAGUACAAAAAGAUUAUUUUAAUAACUACGUUUCGGAGUAUAACUCCAUCUUCAGGUUAAAAAGUAACUAAAGAUAUAAAACUUUAAAAACAAUUACAAUUUUAGACAAAAUCCGUUAGGAUUGCGUAUAAUAGCUGACGUGCGCUUCAAACUAAUCCGUGUCCGUGCGCGCGCUUAAUUUUUUGUCCAUGGCGUGUCCGUGAGAGCGUUAAAAUUUCGUGUCCGUGCUUGCAUAUGUAAUUACAUUAAACUAUAUACAAAAUCCCUUAACUUCCUGCAGCUCAUUCUUUGAGUUCAGGUCAGGUUGCAUUCUUUCAAUGUAGAAUGCCUCUGACCUUUCUUUCCAAUGUUCCUUUUGUUUUCUUCAACAUCGAUGGAAUAAGCUUAGGGAAUUGACCCGAGUGUAACUGUUUGUAGUGUUUCGAGAAUGCCAUACGUUGGUAAGAUUUCGCAUCGGGAUUUCUCGCAGAGCGAAGAUGUUCAUUGAACCUCACAGCGAAUGGUCGGCAUGGAAUUUACGUGGGAGAAACCGGGAGCAGACGAGUUUAAUAUGAAUCCGGGAGCAGACGAGUUUCCCGUCCGAACUUUCCCGUCUAACUUACCCGUCUAAACAGACGGGAAAGUUAGACGGGAAUCUCAUCUAGACGGGAAACUCGUCUUAAAUUCGAAUUUACCCGUCCCUAAAUUCAUAUUCAGACGGGUUUUCGCAGCGAGCAACGCCAUCAAUUGCCAUCACUAGGUAAUAAAGAUUACUGUUUUAACCGUUUUUAAAUGCCACAGGUCCAAAUAAUGGGUCAUCGCAACAGGAAGACACAACGUAAAAAACAAAAGCGUAAAAUAUUUGCACAAUAAUUGCAGAAUAUGCAGCGUACACUUUGAGCACAGAGUAGAGACAUACAGAGACGUAACUAGUGUACCCACUUUUUUUGUGCGCAUGCUCGGCAAGUUACUAGAUGCAUGCAUCUGAUUGGAUGACGACCUGAUGACGACUCACUUUAAACUUGCUGAGCACGCGCAGUUGAUCAUUUUUCGCCCGGUCGCCUGAAAAAAAGUGGGUACAUGAUAACGUAAUCUUCCGCAGUGUUUACAAUGGUCAGUUACAUCUCUGUAUGUCUUAUCUACUCUGUGCUUUGAGCAUGUUUUUCGAAUUUCAAGAAAAACCGUUGAUUUGAGGAAUUGACGCUGACGAACGCUGACGUGAUGUUCGCAGCAAGUGUCACACACGUCAUCUAGCGUGCAAAAUUCGUGAUCCGCAAGGCAAAAAUCGCGGACACGAAAAUGUUAAGGAAAGGUGUACAGUGAGGCUUCUGGUCUAUUAUAUCACAGAGUAGAUACACAACCAGAAGUGUCACUCAGACGAUAAUUUGUCCGAAAUUUUACGAGUGCUGACGUGAAAAUACGCCAUCAUAUGACGCCAUCCUGGAGUGCACACGGAAGUUUUUCAUAGGAAAACAUAGGUACAAAGUGCCGUGUGCACUCCAGGAUGGCGUCAUUGCACGUAAAAAAAUUUCGGACGUUUUCCUUCAGUCAAAACACAUAGAAGUGUCCCUUCUGGUCCGGUAUCUAUUCUGUGAUUAUAUAUUCUAUGGUUUGAAGCGCACGUCAGCUAUUAUACGCAAUCCUAACGGAUUUUGUCUAAAAUUGUAAUUGUUUUUAAAGUUUUAUAUCUUUAGUUACUUUUUAACCUGAAGAUGGAGUUAUACUCCGAAACGUAGUUAUUAAAAUAAUCUUUUUGUACUGAGCCUAUAUGGUCUAAGUUAUUCAAAUACAGAAUCUCAAAUGUGUUUUACCGAAUUCUUCUGUUUACAGUCCGGCUCCUCCAGUCCAGUUCAACAGUGCUGGCGACGGUGGAAUGCACAUUGGACAGCCAGCUCCUGCUGUCUCGAAUCCUCAAUAUGAAAAUCCCGAAGCAAUUCGCGACGGUCUUCAACACGGCUUUGUUAACCAAGGUAAACAAUGCAUUUAUUAAUACUACUACUACUACUGUCAUAAAUUAUUUCCUUAGACUUAGUAAAAUAUUCCUGCUUGAGGGCAGCCACCUACUUUCUCACAACAGCCAAUGAAAAAAAAUGAAAACCCUGGAUACUUGAUGAGAAAAAUGAGCUUAAAUUUUAUGCACGGUUAUGUUUUCAUUUGUGUGCUUUUCAUGAAUCAUUACAAUCUUUUUACAGUAUACAACGACGUCCACGCACCCCCACCGUAUUACGAGAGCUCCCCUGUGCAUAAACCCGCCGUUUAUGAGACCCCUCCCCCUCACGUCUAUGAAAGACCCGACGGGGAACAGGCGGGGGCAUUGCCCGCCAAGGAUAAGCUGCCUGAUGAUGCCGUGGUCGACAUCAUCCCCCCGAAACAGGUAGCUCUUGAGAAGCCUGUAAAAGCGGACUCCCCCAUGAAGUUCUUCCAUAAACGCGGGACCAUACCUAAUGCGUACGAGGUGCCUGACAUACGCGGAGCUCAGCGUUCCGCUACUCCAGAGGACGAAGCUGAUAUGAAGUGAGUAUAGUUGGUUUUGCGUUUUGUUUAAGGUUACAGAACACCUUUGAUUGUUAAUUUUGUCUAAAUUUUUUUUAUUGGUUUCCAUGAAAGCAUUAGACUGGUUCUACUAUCUGACCAAGUUUGAACGAAAAAUGUUGAAAACUCGCAGAGUUAUUUAAUAAAAUACAUUUCGCUGUAAUAAGAAAAACAUUGAAAAUGUAAUAUUCAAAUUCAAUUUUCUCCCGAAGAAUUUUACGGCAAUUACUGAUUUUCAAACGAGUUGUUCUCCUGCGGGUUUUAACGAAUUUUUCUCAAAUUUUCACCGGACAUAGCUACAUUGUGUUCGGCUUUUUUCUAAUUUUGGAUAUUUUAAUAAUAACGAGCAAUUCACUCAAACGAUUCAGAAAUAUAUUGCAGUCGUCAAAGAAAUUGCCAUAUCAGCGGAAUGACGAAAUAAACAAAAAUUUCCGAACACAAUUUUUUAGAACAACUAUUUUACUGUACAAAAAUUAUAUUUUCAUUAAUAUAUCUUAAAACCAGCAGGAACAUAACUCAAAAGCGUAAAGGUACCGCGAUUUAAGAUUUUCCUGAAUAAUUCUUAUAUUAUUUCAUUGUUUGUCAAUUUUACAACUUUACCAUAUUUUGCAUGCACUGGAGAACAUUUGGUGAAAAUUUGACGAAAAUCGGACUGAUAUUGAGCGCGCAGUAGCGAUUUUCCGCAAAACGCCCAAAAGGGUGUCCUGUAACCUUAAAUGGAUGCGUGCUGAAGGCCAAUUUAGACUACACAACUUUUGCCUAAAACUGUCGCAUGCAACCUGCUUACAACUUGAGUUGUACUGUGUAAAUCAAACACACUAAGUACACAUUGAGUACUGAGUUUGUACUAGCGCAAGUACGCGGCAACAACCAUUGGCGUACCAGUCAGGUACGACUAGAAAUCUUGAAUGAUCGCACCCUGUAUCCAGUAUAAAUGCAGUUACUUAAACUAGAUCUUCUAAAUAUUUCCCAGAUUGGAACCACCACCGAAAUUCGACGAUGCUAAACUUCAAGUGAUACGAGAGAAGACAGCCUCCUCUAUUUUGCCAAAUGUCCCUCGAAAGAAAAAAGUUAAUCCCAUGGAUGGCAACGCUAACGAGACCACAGGAGGCGAAGGAGCAUCCCAUUACCAGAAUGUCGGCAACGUCACGGAUGAGCAAAGCGAAACUUAGGAUGUUCGCGUAAUACAUUCCUGUAUUAACUUGAUUCGAUAGAUAAUGUAGUUAAGUUUUGACUUGUAAUCCGCCACUUUGUACAUGAAAUGUACGUGAUUAGCACGUGUACUCUGCAAAAUAUUCCUGAGUAUUUUGGCCCAAGAAUUUGAAUACCAGUGACUCAGAAGUUUUAGGAGAAAAACUUAUGAGCAAUUAUGAGCGCAUUACAAUUUACUUGUUUAGUAAAGUUUCAAAGUUUUUCGAGUGAAGAUUUAGUUUACUCAAAAAUGAGUAAAUGGGUUCAUUAAUAUUUUACGCGAUUUUAUUUCAAGAGUAUUUUGCAGUGUAAUAAGUAUCGUAUGACUUGCACAUGUGUAAUGUAUCAUACCCCAUGAUUUUCAUUUUUACCAUGUAUUCAUAACUCAUAAAGUUGAUUUUUUUUAACUGUAAUGCCAUAAAUAAUAGACAAUAGUCACAAAUAGCAGUUGUCUUGUAACUUGUUACAAAGUUGUUCCAGCAAGCUGAUAUCAAGUUGUGUUGUUCAUCAAAGCUUUCACAAGGUUCACCGUCAGUCGCUUUGUGUAGUACUUGAAAUAUCAAUCAAUGGGCCUAUUACCUAAUAACCAAAAUUUUGAUCUCAACAAGUCUAGACAAAAAUUUCACCACAGCUUGAAAGAGCAUCACAAAAUUAGUACUAUUUCAAAGUUUCGUUGCGAAGUUUGCCGUUUUUCAAUCAUUUUGUUUACGCAUGGGAAAUUGGUUCCGCUUUCUGAGAAAAGGUAUCAAUUUCCCGUGCUUGAUACAAUGACUGAAAAACGGCAAACUUCGCAGGGUUAUAUUAUCCGCAUUUUACAACAUUUUGCAACGAAACUUCGGAAUAUUACUAAUUUUAUGAUGCUCUUUCUGACAUGGGCGUACCGGAAGGAAAAAAUUAGGGGGGCGGAAAGAAAAUUGCCCGACUUUUCGUGAUUCUGCCCGACUAGUACCAAAAAUUUUUUUCCGGAAAAAUUAUUUUGGCGACCUCCCACAACCAAUUCUUUCGGAACAUAACACAAAUUUUCGUAAAAUCACAAAAUUUGCAAAAAAAUUGACUUGAUUUUAGACAAAAUUUACAGAAUUUGUCCCAUUUUUUUUUAUUGCAAACAAAAAUUGCUCGACUGUUGAUCGAAUAUUGCCCGACUGCCCAAAAAACUGGGGGGCUACCGCCCCCGCCCGGUACGCCUAUGACUCUUUCAAGCUUCACAGCUUUUUGUCUAGACUUGUCUAUAUCAAAAUUUUGUUUAUUAGGUAACAGGUCCAUUCUGCUCUCCUUUCUCCACUUUUAAAAGCAAAGUUAUUUUUCCUCAAACUGGGCUACUUUAUAGCCUGGUUCUUUUCGAAAACAACGUACUAUUUCGUAAAACCGAUUUAGUUAUUUACCAUCUUAGAUCUUGAAGGUAUCUUGUUGAAGAAUGAAAGUAGUAAUACAUUAUAAUUUGGUUAGAGAGCUUAGUUCUGUUGCCUACCUAAUCAAUAUGCACUGGUUAAUUUGGAUGACUUUUUCUGUGUUGUCUAUUUGUGUAGUCUAUAUCACCAGAAAGAUUUUAAACUGCAAAUCGUAACGAUUUCAUGAUUUGGAAUUUUUAAAUUCAUUAUAGCCAAUGUAACAAUACUCAUUUUAGUUCGUAUCACGUUUAGACAGAAUUUCGAAUUUUUACUACUCCUGCAGUCCAUUCUAGUGAACGUUUGUAGAAAUUACGAUUAAUAAAACAAUUAAACAAAUACUAGGUAACCCC